Messenger RNA from Aspergillus puulaauensis, 1704 nucleotides. RefSeq names its product epsin. Gene Ontology annotation, biological process: actin filament organization; endocytosis. The record is from RefSeq and is a predicted model, not a curated record. NCBI's taxonomy places the organism in Eukaryota, Fungi, Ascomycota, Eurotiomycetes, Eurotiales, Aspergillaceae. Gene Ontology annotation, cellular component: clathrin vesicle coat; endosome; plasma membrane. Gene Ontology annotation, molecular function: clathrin binding; phospholipid binding. The coding region runs from base 1 to 1704 and encodes 567 amino acids. The transcript is spliced from 4 exons.
AUGUCGAAAGUCGUGCGCAGCGUGAAAAACGUUACAAAGGGCUAUUCCGCAGUCCAGGUGAAAGUCCGAAAUGCGACGAGUAACGACCAUUGGGGCCCCACGGGGACUGAUAUGGCAGAGAUUGCGUCAAUGACGUUUGGCAGUCCGACGGACUUCUACGAGAUCAUGGAUAUGUUAGACAAGCGACUUAAUGACAAGGGCAAGAAUUGGCGGCACGUUCUUAAGUCGCUGAAGGUUCUUGACUACUGCCUUCACGAAGGGUCGGAACUUACUGUCACAUGGGCUCGGAAGAAUGUUUACAUCAUUAAGACCCUGCGCGAGUUCCAAUAUGUCGACGAAGAAAGCAGGGAUGUUGGUCAGGAUGUUCGUGUUGCUGCGAAAGAACUUACCGCACUUAUCCUGGAUGAAGAACGACUGCGCAGUGAGCGAUCCGAUCGCAAACUGUGGAAGUCCCGUGUGGGCGGACUCGAUGAUUACCAUGGCGGUCAUGGGAACGGAGUGUCGCCACGUCGCCCAGAGCGUCGCCGGCGCCCCGGCAACGAGGACGACGAUGCGGAGUAUCGCCUGGCGAUCGAAGCAAGCAAACACGAAGCGGAAGAAGAGCGCCGGCGGCGAGCAAAGGCCAAUGGGGAAGAUAAUGAUGAGGACCUCGCGAAAGCGAUCAAACUGAGCAAGGAGGAAGAAGAGCUUCGCAGACGUGAGUUGGAGGAAAGUAACGCCCAGUCUCUAUUUGAUGACAGCACGCCUGCGCCGCAGCCUCAACCUACUGGUUUCAACCAGGGAUACCAGCAGCAGGGCGCAGUCGACUGGUUCGGAAACCCAAUCAACCCCCAGCAGCCCUUGACGACGGGCUACUUGAACAACCAAUACGCAAACCCGACCGGAUUUCAGGGACAGAACACCGGAAUGCCGAACGGAUAUACCAACGGUUUCCAAGCACAGCCCACAGGUUACAACCAGAACCCGUAUGCUCAGAACAAUUUCUUGCAGCCGCAGGCUACCCUUCAGCCACAGGCCACCGGCUUCAGCACGAACAAUCCUUGGGGGACGACGGAUGUGUUUUCUCAGCAACAACAGCAGCAGCAGCAACCGCAACAAGAUAAUAUGCUAUCUCCUGGUUCCAACAACCCUUGGGCCAGCAACCAGCCGGAUAGCCUGAAACCCAUGCCAACCGGCUCUAACAACCCAUUCGCCCGUACCCAACAAGUACAGACACCUAGGCCCGCAACAUCUGGCGCGCCAUCUCUGAACACUUUGUCAGAGGAUCGGGCGACGAACCAAUUCUCUAACCAGUUCUCAAACCAAUACUCAUCGCCGAACCCCAUCGCGAACUACCAGGCUCCUCAGCCAACUCAACAACCGCAGCAGAACUUGGCGCCACCUAAGCCCCAGCCCCAGAUGGACCCCCACUCUGCUCGUCUAAACGCGCUCUUGGCUACUGGAGAUGGCCAGGAUACCUUCGGUAACACCGGAGACCUGCGUAUUCCCGCGCAACACACUGCGCCCGGAACAUUCGUCAACUCUGCAGGUCAAGGUUUGGACCGGUUAAGGGCCAACCAAACCGGAAAUAACCCGUUCUUUGGCCAGCAGCAACAGCAACAGCAGCAAUUUGUUCCCCAGCAGACUGGCUAUCUUCAACAGCCCAGUAACCCGUGGGGAGGACAGCAGCAGCCACAACAGGGUGGUAGUUUGAUAGAUUUGUAA